Messenger RNA from Mollisia scopiformis, 1543 nucleotides. RefSeq lists its product as uncharacterized. The coding region runs from base 83 to 1345 and encodes 420 amino acids. The record is from RefSeq and is a predicted model, not a curated record. NCBI's taxonomy places the organism in Eukaryota, Fungi, Ascomycota, Leotiomycetes, Helotiales, Mollisiaceae. The transcript has 2 exons.
AAGAUGGUCGACAGACAGUGAUUUGAUAUGCAGUGUGCUUCUGCCAGCUAUUCAAAAGCACUCGCAUCAAGCUGAAAGUCUCAUGGAAUUCCUUGCGAUGAUCUCUACCAUGCUGCAAGUUCCUAACCACAUUUUCCAGGACCUGGUUCCAGCAGCAUUACACCGUUUCAAUCCCCAGAUCCCAUCUCACCACAAGCAAAUGGCAACUAUACUCUGCUAUUUGAACAAUCCCAGUCUUGGGAAUAAUCUCUCCGAGUUCACAACGAAUAUUACGCUGGAUGCACUUUCUGCGACGCACGAAGCUUUGACAAGGCAAUAUCUACCAUUUUUGAGUGAACUGGCACUCCACUUGGACAACGCUGGUUUUCUCCGCGUAUUACCCUUCCAGAUGAUGUAUCGAUAUAUCAUCAAUGCUUAUGUCUUGAAAGUAUCUGUUGUUGGAAAGCACGUCAACAGUUUGAACAAAAGGGAGGCAUCAUACAAGCCAAAGCUUGAGGCAUGGCGUGAGCUGAAGAGCACGACCAAGAGAACUUUGAAACUGUUCAACCAAGGGCAACUUCAAAUUUUGCUCGGCGAUCUUCACAAACCACUUCUUGACCUGGUUUCGGUUGAACUGCCUAGAGUCCCAACUGCUGCAUUAUCGAAGGCUAUCACUUCAACUUCUUCAAACCAUGGAAAGCCUGGAGACAGAAAACCAACUAAUGUUUCUGAUCCAGCCAACAAGUCGCAGGGCCAGCCGCUUGAACAACCUACUCUCCCCACCUACACAGACGAAACGCCUAUUUCUGAUCCCGCCAAGAAGUUUCAAGUCACAAUACUUGCACAACCUCGUCUCGUUACAAACAAAGAGCCAAUAAUCAACAGUCCUGAUUCCGCCACGAUGUUGCAAGGUAUUUCACUUCAACAACCUGUUUUCCCCUCCCGGUUUUCGGCUGCCGUCGGAAAGCUCAACAAAUCAUACCAACACGACCGUUUCGAAGGAAUGAUGGUCUUAUGUACGACGGAUCCUCGGACGAAAUCGAAGGCCUACAUAUCCAGCGGCCAGCCCGUACCUAGUCAUGACACCAUAGCCUACGAAACCCAUAUGCGAUGCCUAGACUGUGUGGAGCCAUCGUUUCAUUGUAUGUAUGCAGGCUUGCUAGGCUUCAAGGUGCAUUUGAAUUCGGCGCUGCAUAAAUUGAACGCCAAGACACGAAUCGAUAAAGAUAAAACUUUGGUGGAGGAGAGAGAAAGGAUGAAGGCGGAUAGGAAAAGAGCAAGGGAGAUCCAACGCAGCCCGUCCGGCAAGCCACCGGCUAAGCUGACCCGCACAUCCCGACGAGCCGGCUUGAGAGAGAUUGUAUAAAGAAGCAUAAGUAUGUGUGAGAUGGGGUGCUUAGUUGCUAGCUGGGGUUAGGGAAAGCUAAGAUGUUGGUAUAUCUUAGAGGUGUAGUGUAGCAUUUCGCGUCAUCCUUACCUAGGUAAUCUUGUACACUAGAGACUAGGACAUCUGAUUAGCGCAUGCUUCUGAGAAUAUGUUUGAAGUAUUUAGAUAAUACGGUAG